Messenger RNA from Nelumbo nucifera (sacred lotus), 1059 nucleotides. RefSeq names its product RNA-binding (RRM/RBD/RNP motifs) family protein. Gene Ontology annotation, molecular function: poly(A) binding. The record is from RefSeq and is a predicted model, not a curated record. NCBI's taxonomy places the organism in Eukaryota, Viridiplantae, Streptophyta, Magnoliopsida, Proteales, Nelumbonaceae.
UAUUGUCAUAAGUUCCGAGAGAGAGAGAGAGAGAGAGAGAUGGAGGAAGAGGAACAUGAGGUUUAUGGGGGAGAUAUCCCAGACGAGGGAGAGAUGGAAGGGGACAUGGAUGGGAACACUGCCGAUGUCGAGAUGACUAGGGCGGACGAAGAUGCUGUCAAGGAGUUGGACGAGAUGAAGAAGCGGUUGAAAGAGAUGGAAGAAGAAGCUGCUGCCCUUCGUGAAAUGCAGGCCAAAGUUGAGAAGGAAAUGGGUGCCGUACAAGAUCCUGCUAGUGCAGCUGCAACUCAGGCAAGUAGGGAGGAGGCAGAUUCUCGAUCAGUUUUUGUUGGCAAUGUUGAUUAUUCAUGCACCCCAGAGGAAGUGCAGCAGCAUUUCCAAUCAUGUGGAACAGUGAACAGAGUGACUAUAUUGACAGACAAGUUUGGCCACCCAAAAGGUUUUGCUUAUGUGGAAUUUGUGGAAAUAGAAGCAGUUCAAGAGGCUCUCCUCCUAAACGAAUCUGAAUUACAUGGCCGCCAAUUGAAGGUUUUAGCUAAAAGAACCAAUAUUCCCGGGAUGAAGCAAUUUCGUCCACGACGUUUUAAUCCAUACAUGGGGUACCGUUUCCGGAGGCCGUAUGUACCUCCAUAUUUUUACUCUCCAUAUGGAUACGGGAAAGUUCCCAGGUUCAGAAGGCCAAUGCGUUACAGGCCCUACUAUUGAAAGGCUCUGUUAAAGUAUGCAAAUGGAAGAUAAACACAUAUACAGUAUGCUCUACUUGAGACUUGAGAGUCGUCCGACAAUAAUUAAUUAUUGGAGGACUACCUUAUGAAUGACGAGUCUCUUUGCUUUAUAACCGCUAUCCAUUUCAGACAUCGUGACCUCUCCCAGAUAGAGUAGAACAAAAAAGCAAACUUAUCUAAUACUCUGCUUGAUGGUAGACAAUGCGAUUAUGUUGUUUGGAUAUUUACCUAAAUCGUGUGGCUGGUAUCUCCAUUUUGGGCCUGUAGUCUAUAGAUACUUGGUCCUCUUAACACCCUGAAUUUAUAUAUCUAGGAUUAAACAUUUUGACUUUUA